Molecule: messenger RNA, 531 nt
Organism: Panicum virgatum (switchgrass)
Lineage: Eukaryota; Viridiplantae; Streptophyta; Magnoliopsida; Poales; Poaceae
Exons: 1
Coding region: 1-531 (176 amino acids)
Source: RefSeq, a predicted model, not a curated record
AUGGGUCUCAACUACAUGAGUUUGCUCACACCAAGCAAAGCUCCCUUCUAUGGCAUCGUCCCAGGAAACUUCUCUACACCAAUUGGCUCGGUCACUCUCCCGGUCACAUUCGGUACAUACUUCCGGAUAGAACAUAUCAAGUUCGAAGUAGCCGACUUCGAAUCAUCGUACCACGCUAUCUUGGGAAGGCCAGCACUAGCCAAGUUCAUGGCUGUAUCCCACUACGUCUACUUACUCCUCAAGAUGCCGGGCAAUACAGGAGUCCUCUCUCUGCGCGGGGAUCUCCUCAAGUCCUUCGAGUGUGACAAGGAGGCAAUUGUCCACGCCUCCGACAUUCGAGUACCUAACUCCGUGAGCGAGAUAUUCGCGGCCGCCAAGGAGCUAUCCCUCAACAAGGACUCGAUGCCCUCUAAGAAGCCAAGCCAGUCGUCGGUAAAACCAGCCAGGGACGUCGGCACCAAGACUAUCCAACUACAAGAGGGAGAUGACUCUAAAACUGCUAUCAUUGGAGCAGGCUUAAGCGACAAAUAG